AACAGAUUCUAAAGCUAGCUCUCGCGCGGGGUGGUCGCCUGCCGAGCUCGUGAACCGGUAUUACGAUCUCGAUUUCUCAAAAAGUUGAACACAUAAACUAUAUUUUUUGCUUUUAUUGUGUUUAUAACUUGUUAAUAAGUGUAGUGUUAUAAAUAUUAACUUUUCGAGUGUUAACGGAAAAUUAAAAAAGUUCUCAAAGGACACAUUUUUGUAUAAAGGCAAGAUGUGAAGAAACUGUGUCAUGGAGGACGUCGACUGUGCGAACUGCAGCUUGCACGCUGACCUGAACGACACCCUCCUUUACUUCAACUACACAAGGAAUGCUACCGUCAUUGACAAGUUUUACUUCUACCAGUCUGCACAAUUAGCGAUUCUUUGGGUCCUGUUGGUGACUAUUGUCGCCGGCAACGCAACCGUUGUCUUGGCCUUACUUCUCACCAAGUCUCGGAAAAGCAGGAUGAACUUCUUUAUAAUGCAACUUGCUAUAGCCGAUUUGUUGGUGGGAUUGAUAAGCGUCCUCCCGGAUCUGAUACAAAGGAUUACCAUCACGUGGCUCGCAGGAUCUAUCACUUGUAAAAUGAUGAAGUACCUACAGGGUGUAGUGACGUAUUCCUCCACGUAUGUAUUGGUAGCUCUAAGCGUAGAUCGAUGCGACGCCAUCACGCAUCCGAUGAACUUCACAGGAAGCUGGCGCCGAGCUCGGGCGCUCAUUCUAGGAGCUUGGCUUGUCAGCUUUCUGUUUUGCGUCCCGAUGCUGUUCCUCUUCAAUGAAGCCAAUGUAGAAGGUAUACUCCAAUGCUGGUCCGGAAUAAGUAAACUUCAGUGGCGUAUCUGGAUGACCAGCGUGUUUGUGUCUCUAUUCGUUGCUCCAGCUCUUACAAUAUCUGCGUGCUAUGGUGUCAUCGUGAUCACAAUUCGACAGAAGAGUCAGCGAGUCCUGGGUAGAAGAGCGACGGCUACGAGACAAUACAGUGAUGAUUUGGAUAGUCGAAGAGCAAGCAGUCGCGGCAUUAUACCAAAAGCGAAAAUAAAAACAGUGAAAAUGACAUUCGUCAUUGUAUUCGUGUUCGUACUCUGCUGGUCGCCGUACAUGAUCUUCGAUUUGCUUCAAGUGUACGGCUAUGUGCCAGAUACCCAAGUGAACGUGGCGAUAGCUUCGCUGAUACAAAGCCUCGCGCCUCUCAACUCGGCUGCCAAUCCAGUCAUCUACUUUAUAUUCUCCAAUCGGAUAUUCGUCAGUCUCAGGAACAUCCCCCCAUACAAGUGGCUCUGGUGCACGGUGAAGUCGAGCGACAGUCCGGCGGGUAAUGAGUCGCGUGCGCACACCGAGCUCCUCACCUCGUCACACCGGAGGACUCGACGCGACCUCACUAUCAGGGUAAAAGAUGACAGCGUAAAAUUCCCAAAACCAAGGAUACAUCAGUGCAACAGCACGAACUCGCGGAAAGUGAGACUCCAUUUACCCGAAGGUCAGCAGAACAAUAAUAACUGCCAUCAAAACAGGCGAGAUGAUACAUUCUUGUAGUAUAUAAAUAAGUAUAAGUAUAUGUUUACUAUGUGUAUACUUUAAUGUUUUAAGGGUUAUAUGUUAGUGGGUGUGUAGUGAUAUUGUAACAAAAUGUUUUACUUACGUGUUUUAUAAUCGCUGGCAACGUCUUUAGUUAUAAAAAUAUUGUAUUACUGGAAGUUAUCGCUGUUAGCAUAUAUUUUUCCACGGCUAUUGAUAGCAUUUAAUAAGAAAAUAAAAGCAAUCAAUCACAAAAAUAUAUUUUAAACGAUGUUCUUUGUCAGUAUAUAAGUAUUUUAUUAUCCUAAGUCUUAAUAAAUACUUGAGUUAUCUAUAAAUUCUAUUAUUCCGCCACAAAGCCACAUCAAAUAAAUAUUUAACAAACUGCUUUUGAAUAUUUCCGUUUACGUUCACCAACUAAUAGAAAUAAAAGAAUUAAAACUAAUAUCAAAGUAUACACAAUCCAUUCCUUGAGAAAUUGUAAUGUAUUUAUUCAUUAUAAAAUUUAAUUAAGUAUUAUGUAUCCUAUUCUAUUGUUAUUUGUGUGUUAUAAAUGUUUAACAUUUAUAACACACAAAUAACAAUAGAAUCUUCUGUCUUACUAAUAAACGUCGUACACGUGUGUAAUUGUUAAUCAGUGUUUUGUCUUGCUUUGUUGAAUAGCAUUUACUCUCAGAGGAAACGAGACAAAACUUUGUAUAAUAAUGGCACACAUAUAGAACAUUUAUUAGCAAAGCACCUGACGUUUUAAUUUUCUGUGUUCAGAAAAAAGGUAUAUAAUUUAAUUUUUAAUGAAAUGAAAGUUUUGUUUUCAAUGUGCAGUUAGAUUCACCAUAUAUGCGCGUCAUACUUAAAGAUUUUAUCUCAGAUAUUUUGAUUAGCGAAGAGAAUUCUUUGUUUUCUACAAUAAAAACAUAAGUGUAAAAUACUCUUUAAAUUAUCCUAAAAUAAUAAUUAAUUGGUGACCUUCAUUUCCCCGACUUUUAUAAAAGAAUAUAAUACCCAAUUACUUCUUUACCAAUAUAUAUGUAUUACUGUUUGAAAAACGUAUUUAAUAUAAUGUAAGUAGCAAACAGAAUACAGGGACUAUUAAUUAAAAACCUACAUUUUCAGUCUACAAUUUUGUAUGACUCGGAUCUCUUGUACCAAAUACAUGUAAAUACGUAAUUAAGUAUUGUAAACGUAAUUAAUGAGGACAUUUUUAGGUUAAUAUAGAUAAUUGGUGCCAAAUUAUUGGAGUUAAACUCUAGUCAUGUAGGUUAAAUCGUUUAUGUGAAUGUUAAGGGUGUGACAAAAAUUACAGGUACGUACUAGAAUAAGCUUUCUAGGCCCUAUUACACCAAAAUUAAAUGUUAAUUCCAAGAUAUCAGCAAUAACACACCAAACUUUAUUAUACUGCGAUUAUAUGUCAUUGCAAAUAGUUUUCAACUUCGAGAAUGAACAUUGUUUUUAUUGCGAGACGUAUGGGAGAUGAUCUAAUGCCACACCGCACCAUUACCAUUCUCAUAAUCACUUGUAUACUAUUUUGUACGGACGUAGCCAACAUUUUAGUUCAAGUUCAUGUAUCGUAUAACUAUCUGAUUUAUUCGUUUGUAAAUGUAUGUGCAUAGUUUUUAUAAACAAUUUUUAUAUUAUAAUAUAUACACACCAUAUAUCUUGAUCAGGGUGUGAUUAACCUGUUUUCUUUAUUACCAAUUUAUCAUAAGCAACUGUUCCUUUUCUUUUAUUUGUAAUAUGUGGUCAUAUACCCCUAAACUACACUUGACUACGCCCCUGGCAUUCAGUUUGUAUUCUAAGAGAAAACAAGCGUGAUAGAGCUAUUGUCAUAUAUCAAUAUAUAUUUUGUGUAUUGUCAUAUUUUUUAGGAGAAAUAAAAUAUUUCAUGAGAUACGUGAUAAGCUAAUGCUUUGAUAGGUUUCGUUUUGUUUUAUAAUUUUUUACCAAAAUUUGUUUAUCGGACAUAUUUUUUUAUUAAUAUAGUAUGUAAUAAUUUAAAUAUGAAAAUGAUUUUGAAUCGCAUAGAGCGGAUCUUUACCCGCUACAUUACAUCAAUAAAUAUUGUUUUAGUUUCCUUUAAGAUUUCAUGAUAUACAUUUCUAAAAUGCAUUUUAAUUCAAUAACAUAACUAAGUAGUAUUCGUUGUUACUUUUUUUCUAAAGUGUGUAAUUACCUGUAGUUAUAAGUACUUGUAAAUAAAAUAAACAAAUAUUUUUCAUGAUUUAAAACACCAAAAAUGUAACUGUUUACACACCAUGAAAUCACGAAGUCUAGAAAUAAAUGUUUUAAACGUCA
Molecule: messenger RNA, 3799 nt
Organism: Manduca sexta (tobacco hornworm)
Lineage: Eukaryota; Metazoa; Arthropoda; Insecta; Lepidoptera; Sphingidae
Gene: NGR-A30
Product: cardioacceleratory peptide receptor
Exons: 11
Coding region: 242-1525 (427 amino acids)
Biological process (GO): G protein-coupled receptor signaling pathway
Cellular component (GO): membrane
Molecular function (GO): vasopressin receptor activity
Source: RefSeq, a predicted model, not a curated record